Messenger RNA from Dichotomopilus funicola, 519 nucleotides. Its product is annotated as Scytalone dehydratase. The record is from RefSeq and is a predicted model, not a curated record. The transcript has 3 exons. Gene Ontology annotation, biological process: melanin metabolic process. Bases 1 to 519 code for a protein of 172 amino acids. Lineage: Eukaryota; Fungi; Ascomycota; Sordariomycetes; Sordariales; Chaetomiaceae. Gene Ontology annotation, molecular function: scytalone dehydratase activity.
AUGGCAGCAGAAAAGAAGCAGCAAAUCACGUUUGAGGACUACCUCGGGGUGACAGAGGCCGCCUUUGAGUGGGCGGACAGCUACGAUUCCAAGGACUGGGACCGCCUCCGGAAGUGCAUUGCUCCUACCCUCCGGAUUGACUACCGCUCGUUCCUCGACAAACUCUGGGAGGCCAUGCCGGCCGAGGAAUUCAUCGCCAUGAUCUCGGACAAAUCCGUGCUGGGCAACCCGCUACUACGCACGCAGCACUUCAUCGGAGGCGCCAGCAAGUGGGAGAAGGUCUCGGACACAGAAAUUGUAGGCUAUCACCAGCUGCGCGUGCCACACCAAGUCUACACCGAUGCCAGCCUGCAGAACGUCGAGGUCAAGGGUCACGCUCAUUCCCACAACACCCACUACUACCGCAAGGUCGGCGGCGUGUGGAAGUUCGCUGGGCUCAACCCCAACAUCCGCUGGUUCGAGUACGAUUUCGACAAGGUGUUUGCCAGCGGCCGUGACAGCUUUGGCGAGCUUAAUUAG